Messenger RNA from Paramuricea clavata, 3315 nucleotides. Lineage: Eukaryota; Metazoa; Cnidaria; Anthozoa; Malacalcyonacea; Plexauridae. The record is from the annotation of a GenBank genome assembly.
AUGCAAAGUGAUGUUGAAGUCAUACUUUCCAAGUAUCCAACAGUGUUCAGUGGUGUAGGUAAGCUAAACAAUUACCAAUUGAAAGUGCAUGUGAACCCCGAUAUCCCUCCAGUUGCCCAGCCACCUAGACGGGUACCUUUCCACAUACGUAAAGUUGUAGACAAGAAGAUUACAGAGCUUGAGGAUCUUGAUAUUAUCGAGUCGGUCCAGGGCCCAACCCCCUGGGUUUCACCUUUAGUCGCAGUCCCGAAGGCGAAUGGUGAAGUACGCGUCUGUGUUGAUAUGCGGCGGGCAAACGAAGCCGUCAUUCGUGAACGCCACCCCAUCCCCACAUUGGAAGAGACGGUGCAAGCCCUCAAUGGGGCAACAGUUUUCUCCAAGCUAGACCUGCGUUGGGGUUACCACCAAAUUGAGCUCCACCCAGAUUCUCGUGGCCUGACAACUUUUUCCACUCCCCAAGGUUUAAAGCGGUAUAAACGAUUAAUUUUCGGUUUGUCGUCAGCAUCUGAAAUGUACCAGUUUGUCAUCCAGCAAGUGCUAAUUGGGAUCCCAGGGGUCCGCAACAUAUCCGAUGACAUUAUUGUCUUUGGAACAACCCAGGCUGAACAUGACCGCAGUUUGGACCAGACCCUGCAACGCCUGCAUGCCAACGGGCUCACUCUCAACAAAGACAAGUGUCUCUUUAGUGUUCCUGAGCUAGUUUUCUUUGGCUUUAAAAUCUCUGCUGCCGGCCUGUCUCCAGAUGACAAGAAAGUAGAGGCCAUCCAAAAUGCCCCCGCUCCAACCAAUGCCGGGCAGGUGCGAAGUUUUCUUGGUUUGGUCAAUUAUUGUGCUCGCUUCAUUCCAAACUUGGCCACCAUUUCCGAGCCACUUAGGCAGUUAACUCGAAUGGGGGCCAAAUGGGCUUGGGGAAAACCACAGCAGCUUGCAUUCAACGAGCUAAAAUACAGUUUGACCAGCGACUGCGUAAUGGCUCAUUAUAACCCUGAAGCAGAAACUGAGCUUAGGGUGGAUGCCAGUCCAGUUGGGUUAGGCGCCAUCCUAAUGCAGUCCGAUGGCCACGAGACACGCCCUGUUGCAUAUGCAACUCUCACCGAUGUUGAGAGGCGCUACUCACAGACAGAAAGAGAGGCGCUCGCAGUUGUGUGGGGGUGUGAAAAGUUCCACCUGUAUCUUUAUGGCACUACGUUUAAACUUUUCACUGACCACAAGCCACUCGAGUUUAUCUAUAGCCCGAAGGGAAAACCACCUCCACGUAUAGAGCGGUGGGUCCUUCGUCUUCAGCCAUAUCGUUUUAAAGUGGUCCACAUGCCAGGGAAGACAAACCCUGCAGAUGUGCUGUCCCGAUUGCCAAUUAGUGGCCAGCCCACCCGUGAACGGAAUGUAGCUGAAGAAUACAUCAAUUUUAUUACAGAGAAAGCGGUUCCUAAAGCCAUGACACUGGAACAAAUAUCCAAAGCGACUCAAGAUGAUGUUAUCUUGCAACGGGUUCAGCAAUGUUUAUUGCACAACCAUUGGCCAGACAACCCUGACCUUCAGCGGUUUGCCAAAGUGCGAGAUGAGCUGUCAGCAAGCCAAGGCUUGCUGCUUCGAGGAACUCGUAUUGUCGUGCCUAAAUGCCUGCGCCAUCAAACCCUUUCCUUGGCUCACGAAGGCCACCAAGGCAUUGUGCGCACUAAACAACUCCUCCGUCAGAAGGUGUGGUGGCCAGGAAUCGAUGCUGAAGUAGAGACCCUCGUCAAGACAUGCCUACCCUGUCAGUCCACCAUGCCGCCAACUGUACCCGAACCGCUUCGUCCUUCGACCAUGCCUUCCAAACCAUGGCAGUCCAUUCAUAUUGACCUCUGUGGCCCCUUCCCUUCGGGAGAAAGCCUGCUAGUGUGUGUUGAUGCCUGCUCACGGUGGCCAGAAGUGGAGAUUAUUCGAGCCACAUCAUCAGAAGUUAUCAUUCGCCGUCUACAGAAGAUUUUUGCAACACAUGGGCUCCCUGAGCAAGUCACCUCUGAUAACGGUUCCAAUUUAGUCUCUAGAGAGAUCGAGGACUUCUUCUCUUCCCAUGGUAUAUACCACCGCAAAGUCACCCCAUAUUGGCCCCAGGCUAAUGCCACCGUUGAAAGAUUCUAUCGUACAGUGGAGAAGCAUAGAUAUCUCAUAUACACUAGAUAGCGCAUCUCAGAAUACAAAACUGAAGCCAAAAAUCUCAGCGGUUUCCCCCAUGAAAAUAGGCGGCGGCCAUAUUGGUCGUUCCCACUCAUCAAUGAAAUUCUAUAGAAAAUACUAUAUUUUUCUGCAUUUGUGGAUUAAAAAUACCUUUUUGAGAUAUGUUCGCGUUGAAAUCGCAUCUUUUUUUGGAAAAGGUUACAAGAAAAACAUUAAUUGGCGAUGUUGUUGUCUUUCAAUCGCAUUUUAAAGCCAAAAAUUUCGAAUUACUGCAUUCUUUAUAUUGUCAAGUGUAAAGUGCAUAUUCAAACUGUGGAUGAUUCUCUGGUGAAAUAUCGUAUAAUAUACAUCUUCUUACAGUUUCUGGCACCACUUUAUGGAAAUAGAAAAUUGGUAAGUAACGUUUAGAUUAUCAGCGAAGGCAGUUUAUACUGUAAAAUGUUUAAGACCGAGUCUUCACUUUGAACUUUCAGCUUCGGCAAUUUUCACUGUAAAUCUUUAGUAAAAUGUUUAAUUAUUAUAACUAAGACAGAGUCUGCACUUGGUCAUUUUUCACUGUAAAUCUUUAGUAAAAUCUUUAAGACGGAGUCUGCACUUUCAGCUUGGGCAUUGUUCACUGUAAAUCUUUAAUAAAAUGUUGGAGACAGAGUCUGCACUAUCAGCUUGGGCAUUGUUGACUGUAAAUUUUUAGUAAAAUGUUUGAGACGGAGUCUGCACUUUCAGCUUGGGCAGUUUCAUAGUAAAUAUUUAGAAAUAUGUUUGAGACAGAGUCUGCACUUUCAUCUUGGGCAGUUUCAUAGUAAAUAUUUAGCAAAAUGUUUGAGACAGAGUCUGCACUUUCAUCUUGGGUGGUUUCGCUCUAAAUUUUUAGUAAUAACUAUAACUUUCUCUGAUACAUUCCAUGUAUGAAAUCACUGGUGGUUAAAAAGUACAAGUUUGCUUAAUUUUUCCCCAAUUUUUUAUCCAGAUGAAUUCUCAGUGGUCUUCUUUCCAAGAUGAUAAAAUUUAACUUUGCAGUAACUCUUGAUGUUCUUGAUCAACUGAACAACAUGAUUUUCACCAACUGGUGAGUCAAAAAGAUGGUGAUCUAGCUCAGUAAAAAGGCUGGGUAUGGACAAUGAAGAAGCCAGAACUUUAUCCUUAGGAAAUCUAUAA